AUGUCCUUUACUUCUUCAAGCUCUGGCUGGAAAUCAGCAACAGUAAGGAAGGUAAAGAAAGUUCGAAACAAAGUUGAUAACAUAGUUCAUAACUAUCCCAAACUUCCAGACUUUCCUUUAGGAGAAGAAAAUUUGCCAUUUCAGAUUGGAAAGAACGUUUCAGUGAAAGAGUAUAACACCUUUGUUGACCGCCACGAGUCGACUGGAUACAAAUUUUAUUGGGAAAACAAAAACGUAUAUAUUAUUGAGAUGGCUAAUGCGGAUCAUGAAGCUGUCGUGUCUACAUUGAUGCAAUUCUUUCUUCUUCCAAACAAUGGUGUAAUAAUUCUUCCUCCGAUAAGAGUUCUUCCUCAACCAUUCCACUUUAAUCCGGCCGGCCAAGGGGAAAAAACGGCACCAGACGUCGCGGUAUAUCCUGCUUCUGCUCAUGUUCCACGACCUGGUAUUCCACAUCCAGGCCCUCCACCUAGUGAUACAAAUGGUAACCCUCACGCAAGAAUUAUCGUUGAGACAGCUAACUGGCAGAGCCUUGAAUACUUGAAUGAAAAAUGUGGGGCGUGGAUGCGUCAACAAUAUGUUCGAGAUGUACUUGGAAUCAAACUUGAUGCUAUUAGGAGCCAUCAAGGACAAGUUCAUCGGUCGAUGUUGGCUACAUUAUGGACGCGUCAAAAUGUGUCACCAACGGCACCAGUAGGAUAUGUUGCACCACCAGGAUUUACAGUAUCAACGGAUCCAAAUCUACCAAGAGUGUCUUUCAGAACCUGGGAUUUCGGCACUUUACUAUAUGGUACUACUAAUGCUAACGCUUGCACUGCUCCGAACCUCCCUGCUUAUCAAGUGACAAUUCCAAUUGAAGAUGUUUUCUGGAACCCCCCAAUAGUUCCUAAUACUACUACAAGAACCAACAUUCUGAAUGAAACUGGUUACAUCAUAACAGUUCCUAAUGUAAUCACAGUUCCCAAUUUCAUCAUAGACUUAUUCGCAGUCCAGCAAGCAGUUCUAGACACUCAAAGAUUAUAA
This is a messenger RNA of Funneliformis caledonium, 1020 nucleotides long. NCBI's taxonomy places the organism in Eukaryota, Fungi, Glomeromycota, Glomeromycetes, Glomerales, Glomeraceae. The record is from the annotation of a GenBank genome assembly.